Ananas comosus (pineapple) is the source of this 1612-nucleotide messenger RNA. RefSeq lists its product as uncharacterized. Bases 417 to 1427 code for a protein of 336 amino acids. The transcript has 3 exons. The record is from RefSeq and is a predicted model, not a curated record. Lineage: Eukaryota; Viridiplantae; Streptophyta; Magnoliopsida; Poales; Bromeliaceae.
CUUCGUGAUGCUGGUUAUCCAAAUGGCGAAGGGUUUCUCACGCCAUAUAGAGGUCAACGGUAUCAUCUGAGCGAGUGAAGGCAAAAUAGGGAGCCACAAACUCCGCAAGAAUUCUACAAUUAUAAACAUUCAUCUGCACGAAAUGUCAUUGAAAGAUGUUUUGGAUUACUAAAAGGGCGAUGGGCAAUACUUAGAGGAAAGUCUUAUUAUCCUUUGAAGGUUGCAUGUAGAAUCAUAUCAGCAUGUGCUCUUCUUCACAAUCAUAUUCGUAGGGAGAUGCCAAUUGAUCCAUAUGCGAAUGAGCUUGGUGAAAUUGACCCAACUAAUGAAAUACAAGGAGACAACAUAACAUAUAUUGAAACUUCCGAUACUUAGAAUACCCGGCGAGAUGAUUUAGCAUUACAAAUGUGGAAUGAAUGGAGGGGUUAAAUGUACUCUUUAGUAUUAGAUGUCAGAAUAAAGAUGUUAGAAUAAAUACAAGGAUGGAGGAAGUGUCAUCACAACAAACAUCAAAAGCAAAAAACAAAAGAAUUAAGCACCAAUGGACUAAGCACGAGGACGAAAAACUGAUUGAGUGCUUACUAGCUCUUAGUAAUUCGGGACAAUGGAGGGCUGACAAUGGAACAUUUAGAAAUGGUUAUCUACAACAAUUGGAAAGAUAUCAUGAGAAGAUUCCAGAUUGUGAGCUUAAAGGAGUACCUCAUAUUGAAUCUCGAUUUAAGUUAUGGAAGAGACAAUACAAUGCAAUUUUUGAGAUGCUUGGACCGAGCGCAAGUGGUUUUGGCUGGAGCGAUAAGAACAAAUGUGUUGAAUGUGACAAGAAUGUUUAUGAUAACUGGGUUAAGAGUCAUCCAAAUGCCGUUGGGUUGAGAGGCAAGUCUUUUCCCUAUUUUGAGGAGUUAUCGAUAGUGUUUGGAAAGGAUCGAGCAACCGGUAUUGCAGCAGAAUCUCCUGCAGAUGCUGUCGCAAAUAUUGAAGGCGAAGAAACCAAUCAAAGAGCAUCUGCUCAAAAUCCUGAUGAGGAGAUGGCAAUUGCAGAUGAAAGCAGCGGUUUAGGGCCAACCAAUUCGAGUGCUGGUCAGUCAAGAAAAACAAGAAAAAGAAGAUCCUCAGUUACAGAUGACUCGAUCAAUGAAUCUUUUAAUGCAACGUUACGUUCCAUUGAGAGCAUGUUUGGAAAUGCUAGCGAAAGUAUCUCUAAAUUAAUCUCUAAAUUAGCUGGUUGUUUUCAAUUUAUGGCAACUGAUGCAAUUCGAAAGGAAAAGUUGUUUGAAGAGCUUUUGAAGGUUGAGGGACUCGUCGAUAAGGAUCGUAUGAUUGCUUACGAUAUCUUAAUAUCUGAUACAACCAAACUAACUGGAUUUUACGGAAUUCCUGCAGAGUUUAGAAAGGACUAUAUUGAGUAUGUUCUAACUGCACGUAAAUGAAGUUGUUUUAUAUUUUGCAAUAACUAGAGGAUAUUAAACUUUGGUAUUUUGUUUAUAUUUUCAAUGUCUAUGAAGUGUUGAACUUUUUUGUUAUUUACUUUCUAUGAUAGAUGUUGCUUUCUUGUUUGGACUUGUUAUGGAUAUUUGAUGUUGCUUAAAAAUUUUUAUUUUUUUGUCUUUAUUGA